GCGCACCGGCGCGUGGCGCUGCGGCCGUGCCUCCCGGCCUUUGAAGAGAAACUGUCGCUGUGGAGUGAUGGUGGGGCCAGACCACUCUACCGCCGCCGCCGCGGAACGACAGAGAAAGCUCCAGGAGUACCUGGCAGCUAAAGGAAAAUUGAAGGACCAAAACACCAAGCCUUAUCUAAAAGCCAAGAAUAACUGUCCAAAUCCACCACCUGCUAGAUCAACUAUUGGACCCAAAAAGGAUGUUACCAGCCAUGCUAUUUUGCCUGUCAAAGUUACAAGGCCAGUGAACAUUAAACUCCAGUCCAAAACAGCUAAUAUCACAGGGCCCCAGAAGCCAAAGUUGGAGCCAGAAAAACUUCCAGGAAAAAAAUUGGCUUCAAGAUCUGUUCCUUCUAACCCAAACUAUAAACCACCCAACAAGAGUAGAACUGGAUCGUCCACUGCAGGAACACUGUCCAGAAAACUCACAAAGUCCCCUAGUGAGACAACAGGGUGGAAGAAAGCAGAUCAAGGAAAUACUUUAUGUACAGACUCUGUGAUGAACACUCAGAUUGAAAAUAAACCUUCAAAUGGCUUUCUAAAAGAGAUAAACAAAGAAAACUUGUCCCAAACCUUGUUAGAACCUGAGAGAAAGACAGACUCUGAACUGUAUACCAUCAGUAAGCCAAAGACUAGCUGUUACGUUCAAACCAGGGGCAGUUUAGCUCCUAAACAAGUCUUCAGCAAAAGUUCUCUUACUAUUGCUGUUCUGAAAGACAGGGGUGGAAAAACACAUAUCAGGACUCUACCAGUAAGGUCACAGCAACUCUCUAGAGUUGCAGAUUUUGCCAGACCAAAAGAAAAAACCCCAAGAACAGUUCCUUCUCACUUUAUUCAGACUGUUAGUAGGACUCAAGCAUCAAUGAAGCCAGUGGCCAAGGACAUGAAAGUUAACAAGAAUGGAAGAACAAAUGAAACAAAGUUACAAACAUAUGCUGUCACUGAACAGAAAGUAAAACACACCAAAACUCCCCAUUUGCUUCAGGAAAGCUCUAACAACAGAUGUGCAGCCAUCAGGCCAGAUCAAAAGACUGUGCUUCCAUGUCUUAGACCCCAGACAUCAUGUGUUUUGCAAAGAUCAAGAGCCAUAAUCCAGAAGCCUAUUUUGUCAGGUGAUAGGUGCAAUUCAGUCAUUCCAAGCACCCCUAGGAUACGAGAAAUUACAACCAACAAUAAGUACAAUAACAUCUUUCAACAAAAACCACAAACUUUGGACUCCAAGUUCAAAAAGGCUCUUCCUCACAACCAUUUUCUGAACAAAACAGCUCCCAAAUCUCAAGCAGGUAUCACUACUAUAAAUAAGAAAGCACCCCCAAGUGGUACCCAGACUCACCCAAAUAUUAAUAAGAAGACCACAGCAGAAGACCGGAGGAAACAACUCGAAGAAUGGCAGAAAUCUAAGGGGAAAAUUUAUAAACGACCUCCUAUGGAAGUUAAAGCAAAAAGAAAAAUAAUAGAAGAAAUGAAUAUUUCAUUCUGGAAAAGCAUUGAAAAAGAAGAAGAAGAAAAAAAAGCACAGUUGGAACUGUCCAAUAAAAUUAACAACACUCUGACAGAAUGCUUGCAGCUCAUUGAAGAGGGGGUACUUUCUAGUGAGAUAUUUACCAUAUUGUCCAGUAUUCCUGAGGCUGAAAAGUUUGCUAAGUUCUGGAUCUGCAAAGCAAAGUUAUUGGCAAGUAAAGGUACAUUUGAUGUUAUUGGACUCUAUGAGGAGGCCAUUAAAAAUGGAGCAACUCCAAUACUGGAAUUACGGGAAGUUGUUCUUAACAUUUUACAAGAUCCAAGCAGAACCACAGAAGGAAUUUCCUCUAGCUCUUUAGCUGAUGAAACUAAUAUUGUAUUAAUGGAAGAGUUGGCCAGGAGUGUGGAAUCUGUGCACUCCUGUCGUCCUCUAAAAGAAAGGGAGCAGGUUGCAGCAAUACCUCAAAUAACCACAACAGAACAGGAUAACCCUGGCAUCAAAUUGCAGAUCACCCCAAUUCCUAGAAUAAGUGGGAUGCCAGAAGUACAGGACAUGAAGCUUAUUACUCCCGUACGGCGCUCGGCAAGGAUCAAGCAAGCAGUGUCUCACUACCCAGAAAUGCUUCAGGAGCAUGACUUGGUAGUAGCUUCUCUGGAUGAACUACUAGAAGUAGAAACAGAGUGCUUUCUAGUCCGGAAAAAUGAGGCUUUGCCUGUGAUGUUAGGUUUUAAGGUCCUUGAAUCAUAAUCUCUUGAUGCAUUUUUCUUUUUUUAUAGUGAGAGUAUUUCAGGGCUUCCAAGAACUAAGAACUAGCCCUUGUCUAGAUGGCUUGAAAUUAUGUAUAUGAAGACAUCAUGGAUUCAGACUGUAGCCUUUUGGGACUGAGGAAAUAGUGAGCUGGGUUUACUCUAAAAUUUGUUCUCCCCAUGGGAAAGCCUUUGGUUUAUAUGUUUGUGGCAGUUUAUAACAUACAGAAUUUUCAAAGUAUCAAAUAUUAAUUUCUCUUGUACAUGUUGAAAAUUUUGCACUUUGUUGAUCUA
Jaculus jaculus (lesser Egyptian jerboa) is the source of this 2541-nucleotide messenger RNA. RefSeq names its product cytoskeleton associated protein 2 like (gene Ckap2l). The transcript is spliced from 9 exons. Lineage: Eukaryota; Metazoa; Chordata; Mammalia; Rodentia; Dipodidae. Bases 68 to 2248 code for a protein of 726 amino acids. Gene Ontology annotation, cellular component: mitotic spindle; centrosome; cytosol. The record is from RefSeq and is a predicted model, not a curated record.